AUGCUCCCAAGAGUAAAUUUAUCUUAGAUAAAAAAAAUUUUGUUUUCCCUUUGGCCUUAGAACGCACGAAAUCACCCGUUUUAUUAACUCUUUCUCGGACAGUUCAGAUCGCUUGGGAAAGCUAGACGAUACGGCGCACACAGCAACAAGAGCGAAGAAGAUGAACACAGACAUCACCGCCUCGGCGAAGCCCGAGUACCCGGUCUUAGAUCGCAACCCUCCAUUCACCAAGGUCGUCGGCAACUUCAGCACCCUUGAUUACCUCCGAUUCGUCACCAUCACCGGCGUCUCCGUCACCGUCGGCUACCUCUCCGGGAUAAAGCCUAACAUUAGGGGACCAUCGAUGGUGACUGGGGGUCUGAUAGGGCUCAUGGGUGGCUUCAUGUACGCUUACCAGAACUCGGCCGGGAGGAUCAUGGGGUUCUUCCCCAACGACUACGAGGUAGCUCGGUACAAGAAAUAGAAGCUAGUUUUUAGUUCAUUUGAAUCUGAAUUUAGUGGAAAACCUGAGCGACCCUUUUGGGCGUUUUGAUAAAGUUUGACAAUGUAUGACUCAUUUGAUGAUAAUGUUUGACGAUGUCCUUCUUGUUUGUGUUCGGUGAUUGUUUGAAAUAAUUCCCGAGUAAGUCUGUAAUUGCUGGACCCCUUAAUGGGUCAUUGAAUGGAAUAUACAUUUCUGGCGAA
Malania oleifera is the source of this 684-nucleotide messenger RNA. RefSeq names its product NADH-ubiquinone oxidoreductase 20.9 kDa subunit. Lineage: Eukaryota; Viridiplantae; Streptophyta; Magnoliopsida; Santalales; Ximeniaceae. The transcript has 2 exons. The record is from RefSeq and is a predicted model, not a curated record. The coding region runs from base 161 to 463 and encodes 100 amino acids.